CUUGCUGGGCCAUGGCCAAAUCAUGGCUUGAUUUCCAGGUUGAUGUGGAAUUAACCCGUCUGCAACCAGGUGAAGGGGAUCACUUCAAGAAUUUUAUAGAAGCGAUUAAUAGAAGCCCAGAAUUUGUAGAUGGUGUUUCUCAGCCAACUGCUGGACCGGAUAGUUGGCCACUUCAAGUUGUGAAUCAGCAACCUAGGCACCUCUCUGCCCUUCUCCAGAAACUCAAUUCAAGUGAUACGGUGCAUGAAAUUGUUGCUCGAUCGUGCAAGGAGCAGCAGAGACAAAUUGAGCAGCUCAGCCCACAGCUUUGUCCACCAUAAAAUCUGGCAUUUCAGAUCUCUCCCUCACUUCGUCUUGUGUCACUCUCAGAUAAGCCUGGUUCCUUCCAUUUUCUUU
Messenger RNA from Nicotiana attenuata, 396 nucleotides. RefSeq names its product nuclear pore complex protein NUP107-like. Bases 12 to 320 code for a protein of 102 amino acids. Gene Ontology annotation, cellular component: nuclear pore outer ring; nuclear pore. The transcript is spliced from 3 exons. NCBI's taxonomy places the organism in Eukaryota, Viridiplantae, Streptophyta, Magnoliopsida, Solanales, Solanaceae. Gene Ontology annotation, biological process: protein import into nucleus; mRNA export from nucleus; regulation of DNA-templated transcription. Gene Ontology annotation, molecular function: structural constituent of nuclear pore. The record is from RefSeq and is a predicted model, not a curated record.